Molecule: messenger RNA, 4133 nt
Organism: Salarias fasciatus (jewelled blenny)
Lineage: Eukaryota; Metazoa; Chordata; Actinopteri; Blenniiformes; Blenniidae
Product: hsp70-Hsp90 organizing protein 2
Exons: 17
Coding region: 119-1663 (514 amino acids)
Molecular function (GO): protein binding; RNA binding; metal ion binding
Source: RefSeq, a predicted model, not a curated record
ACCACCGACAGAUUCCCGCAGAUUCGACAGCGAUCGUCCCGAUGUGACUAACGUGCCCGGGCUGACCGAAACAUUUGCCUAACCGCCUUCUGUGGGAUAUUGGAGACGAUAAUGCUGGAUGGUUGCCCUCAUGAGAUUCACCAGAGACAUAUGCAGACUGUUGGGACUCGGCAGCGCGCCCGCUGUCCAGCAGCAGCCCGAGGAGGAGGAGCGGAUGGACUACGCCGCUGCGACCUCUGACCCCACCGACGAUGCCGCUUUGUCACAGGAUGUGUUGAACGGAGAGGAGGAUUUGAGUGAAGGAGAGAAAGUGAGACGGAGGGCGGAGAGACGGAAAGCCAAGAGAAAGCGUCGGCGGAAACGUAAGAAGCAGGAACAGAUGAAGCAGAACGGCAGCAUGGAACAGGAUGACGAAGAGGAUGAUGGAGGUGCAGAGUCUGAAAUGGAUGAGAGCGAAUCGGAGGCAGAAGGCGGCGCUGAAGAGGAGAAACAGAAAGCUCAAAAAGAAGAGAGAAAAGAGGCAAAAUCACAGGCUGCUUCAGUCACACUGCCCUCUGGAUUCAAAGGACAGCGCAAGACCCAGCUUAGUGAGGAGGAGCCAGAGUGGGAUGUGAGCAGUGCCUUCUUUGCUAAUGCUGCUAGCCAUAUCAAACCCAAAGGAUCAAGUCGCAAGUCCAAAGAAAACAAGGAGAACGAGGCCAGAAGAGAAACAAAUGAAACUGACACCAUGACCAAGAAAAGUGCUUCACUGACAGAAAAAGGGAUCAAGCUGGUGCAGGAGGGGCAGUACGCACAGGCAGUCAGCAUGUUUACAGAAGCCAUUAAAUGUGAUCCGAAGGAUUACAGGUUCUUUGGGAAUCGUUCGUAUUGCUACUACUGCUUGGAGCAGUAUCUGGAGGCUCUGACGGAUGCCGAACGCUCCAUUCAGCUGGCCCCGGACUGGCCCAAAGGAUACUUCCGCCAGGGCAGAGCUCUCAUGGGCAUGAAGCGGUACGGUGAAGCGGAGAAGGCCAUGGAGCUGGUUCUGAAGCUGGACAAAGACUGCGAGGAGGCCGUCAUCGACCUAUUUGACUGCAAAGUGCUGCAGUUAAUGGAUCAUGGAUUCGAAGACGUGUCCACUUGUGUCAAACUGCUUGAGAAAUUUUCAACUGUGCAGGCUGUGCUGGCGUCUUGUUCUGACUUUUACCGACCUGGGAGCCAAGAUCCCUCAGUUCUGCAACCAGGAAGCCCGUGGCCUUCUCUGUGGGUGGGGAAUGUGACAACCGAACUAAGUGAGAAACACCUAUGGGACCUUUUUAAAACGUACGGCGAGAUCGACAGCAUUCGGGUGCUGCAUGACAAAUUCUGUGCCUUUGUGAACUUCAAGAACGCGAGCAUGGCGGCUCGUGCCAUGGAGAAGCUCAAUGGCUAUUGUAUUGAAAACACGCGACUGGUGGUGCGCUAUCCUGACCGCCGCACUCCGAAGGUCCUUCCACUUCCGCUGAAGACUUGUCUUCCUGUCACACAGCAGGCCGGAGCGGCGGCUGGACCUCGAAGACGGGGCCCGGUGAACGGAGACGAGUGUUACUUCUGGAGAACCACUGGCUGCCACUUUGGCGACAAAUGUCGCUACAAACACAUUCCCGACCAGAAAGGCAAGGACAGGAAACCCUGGCAGCCUUGAACUCAGUUUACACUCAGUAGGUCACAGAAAACUGGGAAAACGCCGAUUGUGCCAACGGAGCUCGUUCGUCCUGUUAACACGUGGGUUAGCCACUUUAAUAUUGCGAAGCAGACCGGAGUAUUCGAAGGGUCAGAUGGUUGCGCCGGGCCUCCAACGGGACGGACAGUCACACGCAUACCACAGAGGACUCAGAGCAUGAUGGUUUCUGUUCUACCUGCACAGCAGUUCAUGUUAUCCAGAAGUAGUCGGUAAAACCAUUUGAUGCAGUCUUUUCCUCCACACCAAAGUGUUUAUAUUUGCAGCCAUUAACGCCUCCCUCUGUAGGGGGAAACACGUUUUCACAAGCCCAUGAUGAAAUUAUGGCAGCAGUGAGAGUAAUCCUAAGUUCUUAGAUCAGUUUUGAAGGCCUUCCAUUUUUUAGAAAUUUCUCAAGAACGCGGCAGAAAAAGUUCAGUUUUCUAGAAAUUUCUCAAGAAAGCGGCACAAAAUGUUCCGUUUUCAGAGUUUUAAAUGUUUAACAGAGUACUGCUUAUGUGUCCCAUUCUUCCUCAUCACAUCCGACAGACCAAAGAAUUACCAUUGUAUGUAUUUCACAUUUCAGUACUUUUCCAUAUAGAUUUAGUUUUUAUUUCUAGCCAAUAAGCUGCAAAGACCCUGUUUGGGGGGCCUUUUUUUUUUUGUUUGUUUUUUUUAUAUAUAUAAUAAUUUUCUCUGGCCCCGGCCUUACGAAAUACUGCCUUGAAUGAUUUAAAUGUUUGCCUGAUUGUCAGGAGCCAUUUUCAGAGCUUGAUGCGCUGAGUGCUUCAAUAGAUUGCCAUCAAACUCUGGAACAGCCCGACAUGACUCAUUCAUUGGACUCGGGUGUGCUGAGUCAAAUGAGAACCGGCACAGCAAUGGCUCCCACCAGGCCGCAGUUGGAGAACACUUGAUUUAUACUGUAACAUGUAGCCUCAGUUAAAUAGUUGCAUAUGUCGAAACUUCACAUCUGGUGUUAAAGGACUGUGAAACUGUGCACGCCAAUGCAUGAAUGAAUUAGGUGCACUUUUUAAUAUCUGCCAGUGCGUCGGUUGGAAGCUUGAACACAUUCCUCGCGUGUGCGUAGAGCCAUUUCGACAAGUUCUGUCCUCUUGAUAGCGCUUGCGGUGUGGAGUAGAAGUCAAAUCAACAGUUGACGAUACUGCGCAAUCCGGUGACAAAUUCUGCUUUCCAAAAGGUUUUGAGGUCUCAGAAAAUCUGAGUUCAAGAGGUAUUGUUUGAAUUAUCAUGGCGGUUUCACCAUAUGUCUUUGUUGUCGUUGCGGAUUAUGCUGUUCCAGUUUGAGGCCUCAUCUCAAUUUGUCGACUACAGUAGAGCCGAGUCACGGCGUCGGUCUCUGACUCAGCUCCAAUGAGGAGGCUUCAACCAAUUUUAUUUCAGAAUUAGAAUAUUUAGCAUGUUUUCAGUAACAUUUGCAUGUCAAACAUCAGACUUUGUCCCUAUGCAAAAGAAAAGGGCCACAUCGAUCGUCGCCUCUGUGUCAAACACACCCCUCAUGUAGAAAAUGCUGAAACCUUGAAGCAGUGUUUUAAGACCUGUGGGCCUCCAUUUCAGUAUUUUCUAAGAAUCUCAGAGUCCGAUUAUUCUGUAUUUAAUAAACAAACAACCCCCCUCAAAAAAACAAACAAAACCUUAUAUUGUUAAAUUCCGACACUAGACGGUGUGUUUAAAGCUUCUCGGUAUGCGCCUGUAUCACCUGCUCAAACUAUUUCACCUGGUUUAUGUCCACACUACGUUCACUCUUAUGAAAACUAUGCACAACAACUUUCGCUGAGAGUAUUUAUUUUCCUAUUUAUACUUGUGUUUUUCUUUUUUUGUUUUUUUUCCCCCACAAUAUGCAGUGAAAACGAAUUUCACCUAAAGUCUUCGGCCACUUGGUGUCUGACUUCAUGACUUCUAGAAGCGUAUCAUAAAUGACACCAUCUGUUCUGUUUAUUUCUAGCGUUGAAGAUGAGCCUUGUUAACAACUGAGAAUUUGAUGUGAAGAGUCACAUGCCGCAGUUCUGCUUUCCUGCUUAAAACCCCCGUUCUGCGGCUCAGACUCGUGAAAAUAGGAAUCGGAGGCCAGAUGUUAAGACUGCACUUGUUAACAGGCUUAUCUGACCGGUGCUACAAGUUGACAGAACAGUUAUUUUAUAGACUUUAAAUAAAGCCAGCUUGAUUUUUAUCAGAGCAUGUAUUUAAUUUCACUGCAUCAAUAUUUCAGAUUGGGCAAACUAUUUUCUCCUUUUUUUUUUUUUUGUUUUGUUUGUAGCCUCUUUUUAUCCUGUUUCAAACUAUUUCAGGAUGACAUAUUUCUAAUUGUAAAGUUUAUAUCCUGAGCACUGCAAUUGUGUUAAUCUCCCAAAUAUUUUGUACUAUUGUUACUGCACUGCAGAAAGAGUCUUUUAUAUUUAAUAAAAGUAUUUGAACCAACGAAAAUCGGAAGAGCCUC